UAUAAUAAUACGCUAAUAAUUGGCCGAAAUGGAACCUUCACCAUCCGGCCCUAUAAAUUGGCAGCCUUCCAUUCUCCCAUCUUCACCAUUACAAGUUUACAACCAAUCCCAAUUCCCAACACAACCUUAUCACAAUUCACACACUCAAAAAUCUAUUUAACCCCACCGCCCAAAAAAACCAGCCAAUCGCCCAAUCCAAUGGCAGCUUCUUCAUCCUGCUCAUCCGCCGCAUUUCUCGCCGCCCUAGCAGUCAUCUCACUGCUCGCCUCCACGUCAUCCGCCUCCAGCAGAAGAUCCCUCUCCCCCUCCUCCGCCGCCGCCGCCGCCGCCGCAACCACCAACACCGAGUUCAUCCGUACGUCCUGCAGCGCCACCACGUACCCGAAGCUCUGCUACAACUCCCUCGCCGUCCACGCCACCAAGAUCCAGACCAGCGCCAAGCUCCUCGCCACCACCGCCCUCGACGUCACCCUGGCGUCAGCGAAGUCCACCUCCGCCGCCAUGCUCAAGCUCUCCCGGACCCACGGCCUCGCCCCCCGCCAGUCCGCCGCGAUGCUCGACUGCGUCGAGGAGCUCGGCGACUCCGUCGACCAGAUCCGCCAGUCCAUCGACGAGCUUGCCGGCGCCCGCACGUCCCCCGCCGAGUUCCAGAUGAUGAUCAGCGACGUCCAGACGUGGGUCAGCGCCGCGUUGACCGACGAGACCACGUGCAGCGACGGGUUCGCCGGGAAGGAGAUGGCCGGAGAGGUGAAGACGGCGGUGAGAGGGAGGAUUGAGAAGAUUGCUCACCUCACUAGCAACGCCUUGGCUCUCAUCAACGCCUAUGCUGCUCUUCAUAAUUAA
Linum tenue is the source of this 843-nucleotide messenger RNA. NCBI's taxonomy places the organism in Eukaryota, Viridiplantae, Streptophyta, Magnoliopsida, Malpighiales, Linaceae. The record is from the annotation of a GenBank genome assembly.